AUGCCUCUCGUGAGGAUAGAAGUCUGCGACUUCAAAUCAUACAGGGGUCACCAAACGAUAGGUCCAUUCAGGACUUUUACGUCGGUGAUUGGUCCAAAUGGCGCGGGCAAGUCCAAUCUGAUGGAUGCCAUAUCGUUCGUUCUAGGUGUCAAGAGCGCGCAAUUGCGAAGUUCGCAGCUCAAGGACCUCGUUUAUCGUGGUCGAAGACUGGCCAAGAACAAUGAAGAGGAUGCCGACGGGGUUUCAGAUCAAGAAGAGGAGGAGCAGGAGCAGGAAGGUGAGGGCACGGCGAAGAAGGCUUGGGUUCUGGCUGUCAUCCAUGACAAAGAUGGCAAGGAAUGGAAGUUUCAGCGAACAAUAUCCACGAAUGGCGCGUCAGAGUACAAACUCGACAAGAAAGUCGUCACUUAUUCCGCUUACAAUGCCGCCCUUAUCUCUCUUAACAUCCUCGUAAAAGCCAAGAAUUUCCUUGUAUUCCAAGGGGAUGUCGAAGCUGUCGCCUCGCAAUCACCUCGAGAACUUUCGCGCCUCAUUGAACAAAUCAGCGGCUCACUAGAGCUUGCUCCAGAGUACGAAAAGGCCAAGGAGGCUCAAGACAAAGCGACUGAAAACGCCACGUUUAAUUUCACUAAACGGAGAGGAAUCGCGGGGGAGAUAAAGCAAUACAAGGAGCAAAAAGGCGAAGCGGAUCGGUUUGAGAGUCUCUGUCAACAACGGGAUGAGUUGAUUCUGCAACGUAUACUCGUCAAGCUCUUCCACAUCGAGGAAGCUAUUGAGAACAAUACCCGCGCCAUCGUCAAAAAGAACAAAGAGUUGACGGGUCUACGCGAAGAGCAGAGAGUCCAUGACUACGCUUUAGAGGCAGCGCGAACGGAGCAGGCGAAGGCUAGGACGGCCGUCAUGCAGAAGGAGAAGGGAAUCAAGAAGGCCGAGAAAGCGUUGGAUGGCAAAAAACCUGAACUCGUCACGAUCGAGGCUCAUAUUACGCAUGCUACGCGAAAAAUGAACAACGCUGAGAAAUCGAAGGAGGAGCUUGUCAAAGACCUCAAGACUCGGCAGGAGAAAUUUGAUCGGCUGCAAACUGAACUCAAGAGUGUGCGUCGAGAUGCCGACAAGGCUCAAGAGGAGCAGAGAAAAGCAUCUCACCACAACGUAGCGCUGACCGAGGAAAGCCUGGACGAAUAUCGUGCUUUGAAAUCGUCGUCAAGUAAACUCGCCGUUGAUGAACGACAGACCCUUGAAACUCUUCUUCGUGAAGAGAAGACUUCGAGCAGAACACUUGCUCAACUUACGGAAAAGCAAAAAGGUUAUGAGGAGAAGAAGGAAUUGCGAAGCGAGGAUCUCCGAGUGCAGAGUGCUCGAAAAACUGAGCUCGACGCGAAAAUUUCGUCACUACAAGCAAACCUGACGAGUGUCCGACAAGAACUGGAUAAUCAACGAGCUGAGAGAGAGAAAAUAGCGAAAUUGGACGCGGAAGUAGACGAGAAACUUCAGAACGUUUAUCAGCAGCUCUUGCAGGCCGGCGUUGAUAAACACGAAUCGGAACGUGAAACUCGCCUUAAGGAGACGUUGGCUAGCCUGCAGAGGAUCUUCCCAGGCGUUCGAGGGAGGGUCGUCGACCUCUGCAAACCAAUUCAACGAAAGUACGAAGCAGCAGUGUCUGUUGUCCUCGGACGCAACAUCGACGCCAUUGUCGUUGACGAGGAGAAGACGGCCAUUGAUUGCAUUGAAUACAUGCGUAACCAACGUGCUGGACAAGCCACCUUUAUACCACUUGAUACAAUUCAAGUGAAACCCAUCAACGACAAAUUCCGCUCCUUCGCCAAGGGCGCUCGUUUAGCCGUGGAUGUGGUUCAGUACGAGCCUGCGAUUGAGCGAGCUAUCCAUCACGCUUGUGGGAAUGCUCUUGUUUGCGAUACCAUGGAGGUUGCGAGAUAUGUGUGUUAUGACAAAGGUCAGGAGGUGAAAGCUGUUACUUUGGAAGGCACGAUCAUUCAUAAGAGUGGGUUGAUUACUGGAGGACGAAGUACGCACAAUAACAGCAAGAAAUGGGACGAGAAUGACGUUCAAGGGUUGAUUCGCGUCCGUGACAACUUGCAAUCGCGGCGCCUCGAACUCAGCAAGCAGAAGCCCCGCGCAAAGACGGACGAAAAUCUCGUCUCGGAAGUUUCUCGUCUUGAAUCGGCGAUAACUUUGGCUAGAGAUGACCUGGCGGCUUGCAAAUCUCGCCUUAAUGGCUUGAAGGAAGAGUUAAAACAUAUUGACAAGGAGCUAAAGAGCAACACCCCCGAGCUCAAGAAGGCACAAACUAUUGACGCUGCUCUGCAAGACAAGAUGCAACGUCUGAAACAUACGAUAAACGCAGCGGAAGACGGGAUUUUCGUGGCCUUUUGCCGCAAGAUCAGAGUGUCGAAUAUCCGAGAAUACGAGGAGAGGCAGUUGAAGGUUGCUCAAGAGGAAAGCCAAGCUCGCCUGCGCUUCGAUACCCAGAUUGCCCGUCUCUCGAACCAGUCUGACUUCGAGGAGGAAGGCUUGAAGUCUGCGAAGGAACGCUUGGAACGACUCGAAGGCAUGAUCAAAACUGAACGCGUGAACUUGUCCAAGUUAGAAGAGCAGAAUACCGCUGCCGCGGAGGAUAUUGCUGUCGCUGAACAAGGCAUUGCCAAGUUAAGGGCAGAACUCUCCACAGUUCAAGAGGUGCUAGAGGAGAAGACGAAGGUGGUUGAUCAGGUGAAGAAGACCACGUCAAAAGCAUCGAAAGUACUCGACCAAGCAUUGAAAGAGAUUGCUACAGCUAACGACGAAAUCGAGAAGCUCGCCCUUGAUCGGUCGGCUACUUACCGCAAAUGUCGCCUUGAGGAGGUAAAGCUGCCACUUCUGGAAGGCAACCUCAAGCACGUCCCAAUGGAGGAGAAUCUCCGAGAGGAUGUGGCCAUGGACGUUGAUGAAGACGAAGAUGGGACUCAGAGGCCUAAAGUGGUCGCUGAUUAUGGAAUUGAGGUCGACUUUGAGUCUAUUGAGGAUGACGAGCGGUCUGAAGACCCGGCGGACGCGAAUGCAAGAUACGAUAAGGAGAUUGCCAACAUCACUGCAGAGAUCGAACGGAUGGCGCCAAAUAUGAAAGCGAUAGAACGGCUUGAUGACGUUGAGACGAAGCUCGAACAAACGGAAAGAGAAGCUGAUAAGGCUCGCAAGGAAUCUAAGAAUGCCCGUGACCACUUCAAUGAUGUGAAGAGCCGACGUUGUGAACUGUUCAACAAAGCUUACAGUCACAUAUCCGACAAUAUCGAUCAAGUUUACAAAGAUCUGACAAAAGGGAAAGCGGCUCCCAUGGGAGGCGUCGCAUAUCUGAGCUUGGAAGAUAGUGAGGAACCGUAUGCUGGCGGUAUCAAGUAUCACGCCAUGCCUCCCAUGAAGCGUUUCCGAGAUAUGGAGCAACUUUCAGGUGGUGAGAAGACUGUAGCUGCCUUGGCUCUUCUUUUUGCCAUCCAUAGUUAUCAGCCAGCUCCUUUCUUCGUUUUAGACGAGGUUGAUGCUGCUCUCGACAACACAAACGUUGCCAAGAUUGCGAACUACAUUCGGCAUCACGCGUCAGAUGACUUCCAGUUCAUUGUAAUAAGUCUGAAAGGCUCCUUGUAUGAACGGGGUAACUCCCUCGUGGGCAUCUAUCGGGAUCAAGAAGUAAACAGCUCAAGGACUUUGACUCUUGACCUCACCCAGUACGAUGAUUAG
This is a messenger RNA of Laccaria bicolor S238N-H82, 3732 nucleotides long. RefSeq names its product condensin complex subunit SMC1. The transcript is spliced from 23 exons. The record is from RefSeq and is a predicted model, not a curated record. NCBI's taxonomy places the organism in Eukaryota, Fungi, Basidiomycota, Agaricomycetes, Agaricales, Hydnangiaceae. Gene Ontology annotation, molecular function: ATP binding; ATP hydrolysis activity; protein binding. Gene Ontology annotation, biological process: sister chromatid cohesion. The coding region runs from base 1 to 3732 and encodes 1243 amino acids. Gene Ontology annotation, cellular component: nucleus; cohesin complex; chromosome.